GCAGUGGCUCUGGCCGAUAAGGCUCCCGUGUACCGUCAGCCACCUGUUUAUGCCGCACCCACGUACCGCGCUCCAGAACCUGCGUAUCACCCAUCACCUUACAAACAGCCUGAGUACCCUACUGUCCCGCCGAAGUACAACUACAACUACGGUGUCGCCGACGGCUACUCCGGCGCCAACUUCGCCGCCUCGGAGUCCCGCGACGGCUACAAGACCGAGGGCAGCUACACCGUCGACCUCCCCGACGGCCGCAAGCAGACCGUCAAGUACGUGGACAACGGCGACGGUCUCGUAGCUGAGGUCACCUACGAGGG
Molecule: messenger RNA, 314 nt
Organism: Penaeus chinensis
Lineage: Eukaryota; Metazoa; Arthropoda; Malacostraca; Decapoda; Penaeidae
Product: integumentary mucin C.1-like
Exons: 2
Coding region: 50-295 (81 amino acids)
Source: RefSeq, a predicted model, not a curated record